Passer montanus (Eurasian tree sparrow) is the source of this 1079-nucleotide messenger RNA. Its product is annotated as neuronal-glial cell adhesion molecule-like. The annotation marks the transcript as partial. Lineage: Eukaryota; Metazoa; Chordata; Aves; Passeriformes; Passeridae. The record is from RefSeq and is a predicted model, not a curated record. Gene Ontology annotation, cellular component: plasma membrane; axon. The transcript is spliced from 8 exons. Gene Ontology annotation, biological process: homophilic cell-cell adhesion; axon guidance; dendrite self-avoidance. Gene Ontology annotation, molecular function: cell-cell adhesion mediator activity.
GGAUCGUGCACAUUGCCCAGGAUGCCCGGGUGAGCAUGGGCCAGGACGGGUUCCUGGGGCAGCUUUGGGGGAUCGUGCACAUUGCCCAGGAUGCCCGGGUGAGCAUGGGCCAGGACGGGUUCCUGUACUUUGCCAACGCCCAGGUCGGGGACAGCCACCCCGACUACAUCUGCCACGCGCACUACCUGGGGCCGCGCACCAUCAUCCAGAAGGAGCCGCUGGACCUGCGCCCCCACGCCCUGGGUGUCGUGGCGCCGGCUGAACGGGUCUGGGUGUCCCGGGGCCCCACGCCCUGGGUGUCGUGGCGCCGGCUGAACGGCCCCACGCCCUGGGUGUCGUGGCGCCGGCUGAACGCGCCGCUGCCGCCGGGCCGGGCCGUGCUGGACAAUUUCAACCACACGCUGCGGCUGCGCGCCGUCAGCGAGGCCGACGACGGCGAGUACGAGUGCACGGCCACCAACGGAUGGGGGGAGCUGCCGGACUCGGGGCGCCGCACGCUGCGGGACGGGGCUCUGAUCCUGUCCCCAGGGAUGGUUUUUGGUGUCCUUGGGAUGGUUUUUGGUGUCCCCAAUGUCCCCAAUGUCCCCAAUGUCCCCACAGAGCUGCCGGACUCGGGGCGCCGCACGCUGCGGGACGGGGCGCUGAUCCUGUCCCGCCUGGAGCCCAACGACUCGGCGGUGGCGCAGUGCGAGGCCAGCAACAGCCACGGGCGGCUCCUGGCCAACGCCUUCGUCUACGUCGUGGAGCUGCCGGUGCAGAUCCUGACGCCGAACUCGUCGCUCUACGCCGUGGUGGAGAACCAGACAGCGUUCCUGCACUGCCGGGCCUUCGGGGCCCCCGCGCCCACCGUGGAGUGGCUGAGCCCGGGCCUGGAGCCGGCCCUGCAGGACGACCGCGCCUUCGCCUUCACCAACGGCUCGCUGCGCCUGGGCCCCGCCGCGCGGGGGGACUCGGGGGUCUUCACCUGCCGCGCCCACAACGGCCACAGCAACGCCAGCGUCACCGCCCGCCUGGACGUCAGGGGUCAGCGACCCCCGGGACCCCCUGAGCCCGGCCCGGGACCCCCGGGAUCCCCCUGA